AUGGCGGUGUGUGACGUGUCGUCUGAUCCCGGCAUUGCGGGCCCAUCGAUGAAGCAAGAAGUGCAGCACUACCACCAGCUGUGGUCAGGCGUCCCACCGCCUCCAAAGGCCUUCAUGCCGUUUGCACAGGAGAAGAGGCGAUCGGUGGCCGCCGAGAAGCUGAACGAAGACAACCAGCGUGUGAGCAGCCGACUGGGCAAGCUGUGGCGUUCCUUUUGCGCCAUCGACAAGGGACCCUAUCAGCGCAAUGAAGCCGAAGCUGCUGCCGCGCAACGAAGGAGAUACCCCUACUACGUCUUCGAUCAGCGCGGGGCCCACAAGCGCGGGGAACAUGGGCACCGGAUAAGCCCGGGAAUGAGUCUGCCUGGCUCUGUUCCUGAUGUUCAAUUGAAAAGGAGCAGCAGUUCAGCGCUUCCGCGAGCUCCUUCCAGGGCGGAGGCAGACCGGAGUUGCAGCAUCCAUCCGCCUUUGUCGCCACCACCGCAGAGGUGCAACUGCCGUGCAACCAGUGCUACACUUGAUCGCGUUUCGGGCGCUGAUCAAUGGACGCCGUAUCCUGGGCUGCUGGCGACGCCCUGGUCACAGCGACGGCUCGCACGGCUCUAG
This is a messenger RNA of Rhipicephalus sanguineus (brown dog tick), 606 nucleotides long. RefSeq names its product transcription factor SOX-18-like. NCBI's taxonomy places the organism in Eukaryota, Metazoa, Arthropoda, Arachnida, Ixodida, Ixodidae. The record is from RefSeq and is a predicted model, not a curated record. The coding region runs from base 1 to 606 and encodes 201 amino acids. The transcript has a single exon.